Messenger RNA from Juglans regia (Persian walnut), 949 nucleotides. Its product is annotated as dnAJ-like protein slr0093. The transcript has 6 exons. Bases 272 to 661 code for a protein of 129 amino acids. Lineage: Eukaryota; Viridiplantae; Streptophyta; Magnoliopsida; Fagales; Juglandaceae. Gene Ontology annotation, cellular component: cytoplasm; nucleus. The record is from RefSeq and is a predicted model, not a curated record.
AUACAAAGAAUUUGAAAAGAAAGCCAAAGUAGCAAGGAAAAGACAGAAUCUGAUAGGAGUUGUGGCACUCAAAGCUCCACUCGUCUCUCUUUCCCCAUCAAAAUUCCACCACAAAAAGCCCAAACUCCUCCUGAUUUUUCUUUCCAAAUUUAUUCAAAUUAAUUUCAAUUGAUUUCCGAAGGGUAUUUAUAUCUUCAGCUAAUUCAAGCUAAGUGCUUUCUUACUUCUCAAAUGAAAUUGAUUGACAAAUCUUCACGUACAAACCCAGCAGAUGGAAGGCAAUCAUAAUUCUAUCCAAAAGGUCUUUAUUUAUUUGAAGGACUACUACAAAGUUUUGGAGGUUGAUUAUGAUGCAACUGAAGAAAAUAUCAGAUUAAAUUACCUAAGGCUUGCACUGAAAUGGCAUCCUGAUAAGCACAAGGGUGACAGUGCUGCUACUGAAAAGUUCCAAGAGAUCAAUGCGGCUUACAAAGUUUUGAGUGAUCCUGCUAAACGACUUGACUAUGAUCUAACUGGAAUCUAUGAGAUUGAUAAGUAUACUUUGCGGGAAUAUCUUGCCAGAUUUAAAGGAAUGAUACUUACCUGCAAUGGGCUUGGUAUCAGUCAUUUGCCAAUAUGGACACAACAACUGACAGAAACCAAUGAGUUAAGUGAUAAAUAAGGUUUGGACUUGCUAUACAUUUUUUCAAAUUUUACAUUGUCUUCUGAAUUAAUUCUUGUGACACACUGGUAUAAGUGUCUGAUAGUUCUAUCCAUGUUGUUACAGAGCUACAAUAUUAAAGAAAAGCUAAAUAGAGUCAUCAAUAUUCACAUCGGUUUUUAUAUGUACUUGAAAAUGAAUCUGAUCCAGUUUGUAAUGUUAGAUCGUUGUGGAUCACAAUGAAUGGUGUAAAUGAUUCUCGAUUAAAAGGCUGGUUCUAUUGGAUGUGAGAUGCGAUGGUCGUGACUA